AACCACAGACAGACCGUUGUAUUGGCAUUCGUGAAUACAAAAACCAAGCUAUUUUUCUGGUAUAAUUUUUAGUAAAAUACAAAAAUCAAGACCUGUGACAAUGAUAUGUAUCCUGUUAGUAGCUGGUCACGGCACUUUUUUGGAGACGCAGAUUAAGAUGGAUGUGACAGGGCUGUACAGCCACCUGGCAGGGGUUCCCAAGGCCCUGCUUCCUGGAGUGGGAGGGAAGAAGAUCCUGGACUUCUGGUGGGAGACGGUCAACACGAGGCAGCUGUUCAGUGAAGUCUUCUUGGUUACCAAUGCAGACAAGUAUAAGCACUACGAGCGCUGGGCAACAGCUAAUGACUUUCCGGUGGAGAAUGUGGUGAAUGACGGCAGCACAACGCUGGAGGGCCGACUGGGUGCCGUGGCCGACCUGGAGCUGGUGAUCCGUAGUCGCAAGCUACAUGAUGACAUCAUGGUGAUCGCAGGUGACAUGCUGUGUGCCGACCAGAACUUUGACAUUGCCCAGGUGCUCCGGUUCUUCAAGUCCAAGCCAGGGGAGCUGGCCAUCUACUAUGAACUGGAGGAGGGAGAGAAGAGCAGCUCGCGGGGCAUCGUAGAGGUCUGCCCCAACACACACAGGGUAACUCGGUUCCUGGAGAAGCCUCUGGAGGGAGUAGCAGAGUCCCGUCUGGCCAGUGUGGUGUUUUACUGCCUCCGCUCUGCCACUCUGCCCUUCAUCUCCAACUUCCUGUCCCUGCAGCCACACGUCACCAACAGGAGCUUUGGGUGCUUUUGGGAGUGGCUCAUCAACGAGGAGCAGCUUCCUGUGUUCGGGAUGAAGCUUCCCACAGGCUUCCAGUUGAUUGGCCAAGUGGGGCUAUCAGACUAUACCAAAUGGCUGGCUCUCUACUCUGCCAAACAGCAGAACUCUCCAGCCAAGUCAAUCAUCUGUCGCUCCUAUGCCAGAGUUGGACUGAUAGGAAACCCCUCUGAUGGUUUCCAUGGGAAGACAAUCGCCAUGUCGAUCUCCAACUUCUGGGCUGAGGUCACACUGGUGGAGAGUCAGACUCUGGUCCUCAUGCCUCAUCCCCUCAACGACCCCACAGAGUUUGGGAGCCUGCAGGACCUGUUCUGCAUCAGCCGCAAGGAGGGCUACCUGGGAGGGCUGCGUUUGCUUCAAGCCACCUGUAAGAAGUUCUACCAGUUCUGCUCCAAACAAGGGAUUGCCCUUACCAAGCAGAAUUUCACACUCAAAUACGACACCAACAUUCCCCGGCAGGUGGUGAGUGAUUGUUUGAUGUCCAACCAGGGCUUGGCUGGCAGUAGUGCCAUUGUGUCUGCCACCCUGAAGUGUCUGAUGAGCUUCUACAAUAUCACAGAGCGGGAUCUUCCUAAGCCAACCAGAGCAAACUUCAUCCUGAAUGUGGAGACAGACGAGCUGUUCAUCACGGCUGGAUUACAGGAUAGAGUCGUUCAGGUUUAUGAAGGUUUGGUCUACAUGGACUUCAGCAAACAGCUAAUGGAUGAUCAGGGCCAUGGUGAUUACGUUUCCAUGGAUAUGAGCAGUUUGCCGCUGUUCUGGCUAGCUUACCUGAGUGACCCCAGCGACUCUGGCCGUAUCCAUAGCAACGUCAGACAACGCUGGCUCAGUGGAGAGCCCCUGGUGGUUGAGGCCAUGAAGGGUUUUGCGGAGCUGACUGACCAGGCCAGGCUAGCAUUGCAGGGCAGGGACUGGAGCCGACUGGCUCAGCUGAUGGACCAGAACUUUGAGCUGCGCAGGUCAGUGUACUCUGAAGAGUGUCUGGGACCAGGAAACCUGAAAAUGGUGCAGCUGGCUAGACAGUUUGGCUCUGCAGUGAAGCUUCCAGGAAGUGGAGGAGCAGUGGUGGGUCUGUGCCCAGACCAGGACCAUCUGGUGGAGAUGAGGAAGGCGUUCCAGGAGGCCGGCUGUGUGUUCUGUGUCAUUGUCCCCUACAACCCAUCUGCUAGCCUACAUAGCUGCCAGGAUUGAGCAGGCAUUAUAUUCGUAACUGAAUCAAUCAACUGUAUAAUCUGUAAAAUAAUGAAAUAAGAGCAAUAUUUUUUUUAUUGAUUUGGGUCAGUGUGAUCCGUAAUUGAGUAGGAAUGAAUUGUGAGGACGGAUGUUGGAGAAAAGAUCAUGCAUUCUAGAUAUACUGCCAUAUGUGAUGUUUUUAAAUUAGGCUAUACAA
Molecule: messenger RNA, 2195 nt
Organism: Osmerus eperlanus (European smelt)
Lineage: Eukaryota; Metazoa; Chordata; Actinopteri; Osmeriformes; Osmeridae
Gene: gkup
Product: glucuronokinase with putative uridyl pyrophosphorylase
Exons: 23
Coding region: 101-1996 (631 amino acids)
Biological process (GO): biosynthetic process
Molecular function (GO): ATP binding; glucuronokinase activity
Source: RefSeq, a predicted model, not a curated record